Messenger RNA from Racocetra fulgida, 681 nucleotides. NCBI's taxonomy places the organism in Eukaryota, Fungi, Glomeromycota, Glomeromycetes, Diversisporales, Gigasporaceae. The record is from the annotation of a GenBank genome assembly.
CCUAUGUAGGCAUUGAGGAACUACCGUACAUGCCAUUUUUGUCCUUGUAUUUGCAAUUAGGUGCAAAAUCAGAGUCAGCUGACGUUCCGUCAAAGUUUACUACAACACGUAACAUGGGUUCCUGCAAACGUAAAAUUGAAGAAGUACUAGAAGUAUAUGAAACGGAUGCUAAAGAAACAGGAAAGGAAUUUAUCAAGAAGAUUAGACUUGAAAAUAAUAGAGAUUCAGAUGCUUCAGAUUCUGAAAUCAAAGAGUUCCGAGAGCAUUUUCAGACCUCACUUGGAUUGUUUGGACUAUCGUCGAACAUUUACAAUUGCUUAGAGCAGUCUACAUCAGACUCAUCAUCGAACAAGGUUAAUGAUAUCACAAAUAGCCUUAAACAUUUAUUGUCUGUUGAUCCUGUGAUGGGAGAAAAUCAAGAAACAAUGGAGAUAGUUAAACCUGAGAAUACUGAACUUAGAAAUGAGAAUGCUAAAGUUAUGUAUAAAAAUGCAAAAUUAAGACAAGCUUUAGAAGAAUAUGAAACCAGAAUCACAAAAUUAGAACAGGGAGAAAAAAUUUCACAAUACAUUGAUAUUCCAGAAUCUGGUAUAACUAAUAAUGCUUCAAAUUCUAAUGGUGCUUAUAAACAGAUUGGUGUUACUAUUAUUAGUCCUGGGGGUGGUAACAUUGGUUAUGGUG